AUGGGGGAAGGUUCCACCAAUACUCCUCAUCCAUGGUUCAGCAAGGAAAAAGGUGCUAAUUUUAUGGUUCCAAGGGAGAAUGUGGGUGCUCAAACUUUCCCCGUUUGCAAGAAGUGUGGGAAGACCCACAAAGAGGAAUGCUUUAUUGGUUCCAACGCAUUUUUCAAAUGUGGUAAAUCGGGUCACCAAGCUAGAGAUUGUAGAGGGGGUGGUGGUAUGCCUCAAGGCCAAAUUGCUCAUGUUCAACAAGUUCAAAGGAGUGGCCAAUGCACCAACCACUUUUAUGUUUUGUAUGGAAGGCAAGAAGUUGAGGAAGUAUCCAAUAUUGUUACCGGUAUAUUAAAGGUCUUUGCGUUUGAUGUGUAUGCAUUAUUAGAUCCAGGUGCUAAUUUGUCGUUUGUUACUCCAUUCCUUGCUAAUAGGUUUGAUAUGUCACCCAAAAUGUUGUUAGAUCCCUAUUUGGUGUCUACCCCCAUUGGUGAGUUGGUUCAUGCUAGAAAGGUUUAUAAGGGUUCUCGUAUGUUUAUCUUGCACAAAUGGUCCCUUGUGAUCUAA
Messenger RNA from Solanum dulcamara, 555 nucleotides. RefSeq lists its product as uncharacterized. Lineage: Eukaryota; Viridiplantae; Streptophyta; Magnoliopsida; Solanales; Solanaceae. The record is from RefSeq and is a predicted model, not a curated record. The transcript has a single exon. Gene Ontology annotation, molecular function: nucleic acid binding; zinc ion binding. The coding region runs from base 1 to 555 and encodes 184 amino acids.